Molecule: messenger RNA, 5101 nt
Organism: Harpegnathos saltator (Jerdon's jumping ant)
Lineage: Eukaryota; Metazoa; Arthropoda; Insecta; Hymenoptera; Formicidae
Gene: cue
Product: Low-density lipoprotein receptor repeat domain-containing protein cueball
Exons: 7
Coding region: 395-2455 (686 amino acids)
Biological process (GO): canonical Wnt signaling pathway
Cellular component (GO): plasma membrane
Molecular function (GO): Wnt receptor activity; Wnt-protein binding
Source: RefSeq, a predicted model, not a curated record
AAUCGCAAGGAAUACGUUGUGCAGCUCAAAGCGAGGCGCUGUUUUUCAUCGCUCGGAAAUAGAAACGGCACCGAGCUUGAGACAAUCGUACAGAUCCGAAAUGUUAGAAUCAGCUUGCGCGCGCCGGCUAACGCAUCAUCGCAGUCCGCCCACCAACGCCUACGCCACUGAGGCGCCACGGCACGUCGUCGGCGAGCGCGGCGCGCGCGCGACUUCAGUUCGCGCACGGCCGCUGCGACGAGAGGAUGUGUUGAGGUUUAGUUUGAUCGCGUCCUGAAGGCGAGAGAGAGAGAGAAAAAGUAUCCCCAUAGUCCAUCGCGCUAUCAAAUCAGCCGUCGCCGCAUUCUACAUCUCUCCUCGACUCGUACGCGCGAUUAUCAGAUGAUCGUCAGUCAUGAUCUCUAAUAAGACGCGACGGGCGCCUCUGCCGAGCUGCCUUCUUCUGCUGUGCACCCUCGUGGUCCCGACGUACGCCAGAUCCUGGGACUUGGCUGUAGUCAUCGGUAGCGAAAUCGACUUUUUCGCGCGGAACCAAACACUCACGGGCCAGGCCAACAUCGGAGAAGCCGUCACCCUGACCGGAGUGACGUACGACGACACCACUCGAACGAUGUUCUUGUCCGCCGCAAGGAACAACGUCUCCAUAUUCAGCAACGAUCUCACGAAAAAGAAUUUCACGUCGAUCCCAUUGCUCAAGAAAGAGAACGGGACCCACGUCAUAGAUAUCGUCUUCGACGCGUCAUCACGCAUUUUAUUCUGGGUGGACGCCUUGAGGGAGAUCAUCGCGAAGAUGCACGUGUCGAUGAACGGCGAACCAGGCGAGCCUGUCAUCCUGCACAACCUUACCAACCGCAAUCCGCGUGGCAUCGCUCUCGACGUGUGUAACAGCCACAUAUACUGGGCGAACAGCAACAAAACUAAUCCAAGUAUUGAGCGUUCCAAUCUCGACGGUAGCAACCGAACAAUCGUGAUCCACGAGAACCUGUACGAGCCGUUGGCGGUGACAAUUGAUCACGCGGAGCAGAAGCUAUACUGGACUGAUGAUGAUGAAGGGAUUCACUUCAAGAUCGAGCGCAGCAACUUGGACGGCAGCAAGCGAGAAUUGUUAGUCCACUACAAACAUCAGCAGCCGGUGUACCUCGCUGUAGACAGCGAUUCGAUAUACUGGUCUGAUUGGAUAUAUAGUGCAGUCUGGACUAUGCCGAAGAACGUCAAGGAAGGCGAUUACCCAACCAAGUUCAAGUCCUACUUCGAGUCCAAGAGGGACACUAAUCCGGCCGGCAUCGUCACCCGCGACAACGUCGGCAAGAUAGACUGUGCGGCGAUCUUGACAGCGGUGAAACGAAAAAAUGUCAUAAAGCCCGUGCAGCGACUGACGGCCGAGACAUUCAACAACUUGACCACCAGCACGGAGGAAUCGGAAUUGACCACCGAGAGCUCCAUACACUGCCUAAACGACGGCCAUUUGAAUAAAACAGCCGGCACGUGUCGAUGUAAACCAGGGUUCAUCGGAACCCUUUGCGAGACCUCUCUGUGUCACAAUUACUGCCUUCGUGGUAAAUGCACCACAAAUCAUCGCGGGCUUCCCGAGUGCGAGUGCCCGGGCAUAUUUAGCGGCGCUCGAUGCGAGAGGGACGUCUGCGACGGAUACUGCCUCCACGAUGGUGAAUGUUCCGUCCUAGAUGGAAGGCCACACUGUAGCUGUAAAUAUUCCACAGGAACCCGGUGCGAAGAAGCCGAGGACAUCGGGGAAAUCUGCGCGAUCUAUUGCGCGAGCGAUCGCGCCGAAUUGUUGAAUAUCAACGUGACAUCCUGCAGGUGCACAGACGACGUGCAAACAGCCGCGAGAAUCGUUAAGCUCAGCGACAGCGUGGAGUACAGGAAGUUGCUGCUGAUAUUCCUCGUCCUCGCCACUAUAGCACUCUUAUUUUUUGGUGGAGUCACCUGCUAUGCGGGCAUAUUACGGAGGAAACCGCGCGUAAAGAGGCGCUUCGUGGGCGUGACGCCGCUCACGUCCCGACCGCAGAUACCGGACAAUCAGUGCGAAAUUACCAUAGAGAAUUGCUGCAAUAUGAAUAUCUGCGAAACCAAUCGCUGUAGUGGUCGAAGGGAACUCACUUGUACCGUGCGAAAGCAGUUUGGAGUGAGAGAGACGGAGGAAGCAAGAAAAAAAAAAGGAAAACGUGUAGCGAUUGCGGUCACGAGGUGCGCAAAAGUUGCCUUAAACGGUAAUUCUAAUCGUUGCUCAAAGUACUAUUGUGAGUACAUUCCUGAAAAAAUUCAGAUUACGACGGUGACGAAUAGUUCUGUUCUCAUGUCGACUGAGAAAACCGUCAACAUUGCAUAUAGAUAUGGAAUUACCACCGAUUUCGUUAUCAUAAACUGCGUUUACACGUUAGAGCCUAAAAGCGUGUCGGUGGACAGAUUUGAUAAUUCUCAAUGUUGCGACUACUAAUGUUAUAUGUCACAGUAUAGUUGUAACAUACUUGUUUGUACGACAUGUAACAUCAAUAGUUAUAGUCGACGGAAAUUACUAAAUUGGUUGUCACGUUAUUCAUGCGGCUACGCAGGCUGCGACACUAAAUCGAUUUUGGAUAAACACGUGGUUAUUAAUCGCGUAAAUCGUAAUUCUCCAAUCAUGACAAAUACAUCCUUGGUCUUACUUCUCGCGCCUCGCGAGUCUCAUAUCUCGAUGAACGCUUUUAAUUCCACCCUCAGGCUCGUGCUCGUUGUCGUCGCUUGAGAUUUGCCCUGUGUGAGGCUGGUCUCAAGUGACAAUUGCAAAAUCGUAAAACUACAAAACUAUAAACCACGGGCCUUUCAACGAGUUCAUACUUCGUGUAUUCCCGUAACCAUCUUCUACCGCUGACCAUACAUUUGAUCAUACCGAAUACAAUAUACAAUGUAUAUAUGUGUACAGGGUGAGGCGUAUAAAACGGACCACUUACCUACGUAAUUUCCCCGUGUGCAAAGAUAGAAACUGUUUCGAGUAAAGUCUGUUUGAGAUUCAAACAGCUUUAUUUGAUCCGCUUUAAAUGCCUCAUCCUACAUACACUUUGUAUAUCAGUCUGUAUAUCAUUCUGUCCCGCUCAUCGCGAACACCUCGCAUAUCUCUCGACACCGGUUGUGACAAACGUCAUGGAAAUCAACGCUUAAUUUCAUUUAGAAUCUAUCAAUGAUCUCGAAUCGAUAGCCAUUUUCUUAGACAUUUAUCCCUGUACAUCAUCGAAAGCAACGAAGAUAAUCAUAGGUGUUCGCGACGAUAAGCGGAACGUCUUGUAUAACACAUGUACAUGCUAUUAUGAGGUGUAUACUAGACAAAGUAGAAAAAUAUUGCUGAACGUUACAAUGUGCGCGAGCAGUCCUCACUGUCAAAUCGUGGAUACCUCGUUUGUCCGAGCGAUAAAUUGCGCUGCGAAUUGCGCUGCGAAACAUUGCGACAAGUUCUCGGUGUAUUUGCGUACUUACUGCGUAUGAUUUGUACACAUCGGCAAUCGACGUCCACGUAUUGCUGGUUUCCAAACAGGAUUCUAGUUCGGAGGAUUACCAAAUUCGCACAUUAUCGUCCUUCGCGCAGCGAAUUCGCAAUAGCGUUCCUCGCGGAGAGAUCCUUCAAUCGGUUUGUUCACGCGAUUAUUUGACCCCGGAAACUUACGUUCUUCGCGUCGGUGUGUGCAAUGCGAUGCCAAUUCUUGAGUCUUCUGUUUUUCUUCCAAUUUUUAUGCUAUUGUGAAAACGAGAUUUUCCACCAGUUUUACUGUUUUUAAACAUCAUCUGCAGCGCGCGAAGUGAAUAGCGCAGACAAUUGAUUUUAGUUUAUGUUGUCCUUAACACGUUGACUGCCACGGAGGUGACCGGCGUUGCGAUUUUGCCGUGUCUCGUUGUUUUACGCAUAAAAUGUAAUUAAUUGUAACUAACGAGUUAAAUAUCGCAGCCAAUAUAUAGGGAGCCGAUGAAACUAACUUAAAAAAAAAAUAUAUAUAGAGGGAAAUGUGCACUUAUUUCGAUUAUUCGCAUUGUAAGCUUUGAAACAACAAUUUGCGGAAAUCAGCGUGGUGGCGAACGCGUUAAAACGAACGAUCGUAUAAAUUUUGUUUCCCUUAACGUCCGUACUUUUAAACCAGCGUAAUGCAAUUAGCAGUUAACACAUAUAAUUUUUGUACACCAAAGUUGUUUUUAAUUAUAGUGUAAAGAGGACAUAGUACAAUUAUUGGUUUGCAGGAAUUGUCAUACAUUGAAGCGAGACUUGAUUAGUGAUAGUGUUAUAUAGAAAAAACACCGCGCGGUGAGAUAAUACUUAAUUCUAACCAUGUCGCAGGGAGGCAAACCGAUAAUUACCAUAUUGUUCAUUGAUUAUAUGUUUAUGAGGUUUACGUUAUUCUUUUAUAUAAUACGGAAGAAUGUUCCUGUCGUCGUGACAAACAAAUCAUUCGCAAUACAUGACGAUACUUUUUGUUCCUGUAUACGAUAGAUACUACUUAAAUCGUCAUCGUCUCUUUGGUUUUUAAAUCUAACGUAUAAUUUUGUACUAAACGUUUGCGACAUAUUUGCCGGGCUAUAUAUACAUAGGUAAAUGUAUGUAUAUAUAAAUAUUAUAUAUACACGUAUCAACAUUGUGUUUGGAAAAUAGCCCUCUCCCACACACUCAUCCCCAGAGACGGGAUAGUGGAUUUAUGGUGAAAGGGUUAUAUUCCUAAAAUAAAACUAUGAUGAUGCAUAGUAUGCAAUAUGCAUAGAUUAUAUUAUUGUAGAUCAGAAUUUUGAAGCUCUCCCAUGGAAAUUUUUCGUUUAAUAGCAUAUUCUCAAUUAUAUUUUACGUUACAUGUGGGAACUAUUUAGAAUACUUCAUUUUUCCAAAACAAUCCAUGUUUUACCUUCGUAACACAGUUAUAUCUUCUAUUUUGUAUGCUUGAAUAUUUAAGAAUCUACUGCAGUUUUCUCGAAGCAAAUUUUAUUACAUUGUAUUUAAAACGCGAUCAGGCAAUCGAACAAAUGUCUUCAGAAAUAUAUUGCAUAUUCUGCAUCCAUUUGCAAUGGUUAUAAUGUGCUGGUUACUAUUGUAUACAGAUAAAAGUGAAAUAAAACAGAUCAUCUCUUAUUA